AUGUCGGACGAAGGAGAUGACCUUCUGGCAAAAACAUCAGAAUUUGUUGACAAAAAUUUAAGAAUAAUAAGGCUACAACUGUCACUUGCUGGUGUAGAUUUCAGAGAUGGGAGCAGUCAUUGGUUGUCAAGYAAUCUCAUCAAUUCUUCCAUUCAAUUUGUACCACUUGGCAAAACAAAGGAUGGGGCUAAGCUGUCUUGUAUUGYGCAUAAGAAAAGGAAAUACUUUCCAACAAAAGUCUGCAUAAACGAGGARCUUGUGCGACAAGGUCUCGCAGUGACUGGMAACACAAACAUGCUACUAGAAUCAAACAGGAAAUUCCAGGAACUGUUCACAAUGUUAUUGAAAGCAGAAGCAAACGCUGAGAAAAGAAGUCGCGGAAUAUGGGCAAAACCGCCAUUGAUGGAAAGACUUAAAAAUAGUAUUCGUCGUUUAACGCGGUUUUUUGAUUGGAGAAAAAAGUAAAACUUCAUUGUUUUUUAUUGUGAAAGAUGAAGAACACCGAGCAAGUAUUGCUGUUCAAUAUUUGCACACACCAUUCAAAAUGUCGCGUUUCAACACGAAGAUGUGUCCUUGCCCGAAACACUGCAGAUAAUGCGAGUUUAUUUAAUAGUCAUUGGAGAAAGGCUUUAAAUGCAGUAGGACUUAAUGAUCAUAGAGAUGAUAAUCUUAUUUAGUCAUCAUCUUAAAAUUGAACGUGACAAGAUACUGCAAGAAUCUUGCAAGAAUGUCAUAUGAAUUACUUUACAUUCCAGGCGUGUGACAUCAUAGCUAGCUAAUUAAAACCAACGCCCGACGUCACUCGUUCCUCCAAAACUCCGAACAUACAACCCUUUAAUAGAUGUGCCAAGUUAUAACACAACCAACUAGAAGAUAAAACGAACAAUUAUGAUCCCUUGAARUAUAGAAAAUACCGUUGGACAUAGGCACUUCAAUUUUAAGCCGCGAGGAUUAACGUCCAAAAUGUACGCUUUUGUAAGCUUCUAUCGUUUUUCGGCGUUUACUAUUUAUUUGUUUUUAUUGCAAAACAUUGACGCAGAAGAUACAUUGUUGCUUCUUUAUCAAGAAGAUAAAUUAUGUCAUUGAAAAUAUGUCAUAACUGCAUAAAUAUUACAUGAUUCAGUAGGCGUUAAGUUGUUAGCGUUUAAAACUGCCACAAUGUAUUAUGUACAGUAAUUUUUGUGAGUGCGAUGCGGCAAAGUUGAAAAGURAGCUAUCUUGAAUAARAUGAGUGAACUARAUUUGAUGGUAAAAAUAGUUAUAAUCCUAUGUGCAAAUGUGCAAUUAGACCUUAAUAUUAUCCAAGCAUGACAAUAAGCUUCCGUAAAUGUUGUUUUGUUUUUGGAAACAGCUAUUUCAAAACUGCCUAGUCUUGYAAAAUUAGCAGACGWGUUAAAACUGACAUUUUUAAUGUAAGUUCUAUUUUGACAGCUAUGUGUGAGAUAAUUAAACUUCAAUUAAACCUC
Molecule: messenger RNA, 1466 nt
Organism: Exaiptasia diaphana
Lineage: Eukaryota; Metazoa; Cnidaria; Anthozoa; Actiniaria; Aiptasiidae
Exons: 3
Coding region: 1-465 (154 amino acids)
Source: RefSeq, a predicted model, not a curated record